This is a messenger RNA of Dufourea novaeangliae, 534 nucleotides long. RefSeq lists its product as uncharacterized. The transcript has 3 exons. The coding region runs from base 1 to 534 and encodes 177 amino acids. NCBI's taxonomy places the organism in Eukaryota, Metazoa, Arthropoda, Insecta, Hymenoptera, Halictidae. The record is from RefSeq and is a predicted model, not a curated record.
AUGCGACUGAACCGUGUGUAUUUCUUCCUGGGAGUUUACUUCCUGGCACUUUCUUUCGUUGCCGCGGCUCCGCGGCCGGAGGAACCGGCGUUCGAACUUCCGGUACAGCUGGUCGGCUUUCCGGUAAUCAUCGCUGCUGUAAGGAUCACUAAUUUCGUGAAGAAACUAGCGUACUCUCUGAAUCCUGGGACUUACGCAAGUCGAGCGAAGCGGGAACUGCCUUUGGUUCACGACGAAGAAAUCCUUGACGUUGGCCAGGUCGAGAAGAAAAUGAUAGCUGAGCUAGGCAAUAACGUAUGCGUCUACGAGAGAAUUUGCGCCAAAUAUGCAACGCAGACGCUGCGAAAACGGAGCCGGGAACGCGAUCUCGAUUGGAACGUCGUCUUCAGCGAGUACAAAUCAUCGCCGAAUCCGACGAAGGAGAAUUAUUUAUUGAGCGUGUUCCUGGGCGACAUUGUAGGCAGCCCGAGACUCUGUCAUCAGCUGGCGAAGCGAGGAAGAGGCUGCGACGACGACGCCACGUUCACGGAUUAA